UGUAGCUCAGCAGCAGCGUCGUUUUUCGCUCUCCGCUGCUGCCGCACAGAUCCGCACCGCCGUUGCCCAGCCCCGCCGCCUCAGGUCGGGCUUACGUGGGAAAAUGGCGACGGACAAACCCAAACAUGAAGGCAGAGUAAAAAUCGGGCAUUAUAUUCUCGGAGACACGCUAGGAGUGGGGACGUUUGGAAAAGUUAAAGUCGGCCAGCAUGAGUUGACAAAGCAUCAAGUAGCUGUGAAGAUCCUGAACAGGCAAAAGAUCCGCAGUCUGGAUGUGGUGGGCAAGAUUCGUCGUGAGAUCCAGAACCUUAAGCUUUUCCGGCACCCACACAUAAUUAAACUGUACCAAGUGAUUAGCACACCCACAGACAUAUUUAUGGUUAUGGAAUAUGUCUCUGGAGGAGAACUCUUCGACUACAUUUGCAAAAAUGGAAAGCUGGAUGAGAAGGAGAGCAGACGUCUCUUCCAGCAGAUCAUCUCAGCAGUGGACUACUGCCACAGACACAUGGUGGUACACCGAGACCUCAAGCCAGAGAAUGUCCUGCUGGAUGCUCAUAUGAAUGCCAAGAUUGCUGACUUUGGGUUGUCAAAUAUGAUGUCAGAUGGUGAGUUUCUGCGGACAAGUUGUGGCUCCCCUAAUUAUGCAGCUCCAGAGGUCAUCUCUGGAAGGUUAUAUGCGGGUCCUGAAGUGGACAUCUGGAGCAGUGGGGUGAUCCUCUACGCUCUGCUGUGUGGGACAUUGCCCUUCGAUGAUGACCACGUGCCGACACUCUUCAAGAAGAUCUGUGAUGGCAUCUUCUUCACACCGCAGUACCUGAACCCAUCAGUUACCAGCCUGCUCAAACACAUGCUGCAGGUGGACCCCAUGAAGAGAGCCACCAUUAAAGAAAUUCGGGAGGACGAGUGGUUUAAAGAGGACCUACCUAAGUAUCUGUUUCCAGAGGAUGCUUCGUAUAGUACGACCAUGAUUGAUGAAGAAGCAUUGAAGGAGGUGUGUGAGAAGUUUGAGUGCACUGAAGAGGAGGUGCUCAACUGCCUUUACAGUCGUAAUCACCAGGACCCUUUAGCUGUAGCGUACCAUCUGAUCAUCGACAACCGCCGCAUUAUGAGUGAAGCCAAAGACUUCUACUUAGCCUCCAGCCCUCCUGAUUCCUUCCUGGAUGACCUGCCUGCGCAUCACCAUGCUAAGCCUCACCCAGAACGAGUGCCCUUCCUGGUGGCGGAAGCCCAGCCUCGGCCACGGCACACGCUGGACGAACUCAACCCCCAGAAGUCGAAGCACAUGGGUGUCCGUCGGGCCAAGUGGCACUUGGGUAUUCGCAGCCAGAGCCGACCCAACGAUAUCAUGAGUGAGGUGUGUCGAGCUAUGAAGCAGUUGGACUAUGAGUGGAAGGUGGUUAAUCCCUAUUACCUGCGGGUGCGGAGGAAGAACCCAGUUACAGGCAUGCAGACCAAGAUGAGUCUGCAGCUCUAUCAAGUGGACAGCAGGACCUACUUACUGGACUUUAGGAGCAUAGACGAUGAUGUUGUGGAAACAAAGUCUGGCACUGCCACUCCUCACCGAUCUGGCUCAGUGGGAAACUACCGGACUGCCCUAAAGAAUGACAAAAACGAGAGAAGCGAAUGUGAGGAUGGAGGGAAGGGGGACGGCUCUGCCCCCUCCACACCCCCAGUGGCUGGAGGCAAGCAUGCAGAGGGUUCUCUGACCUCCUCACUCACCUCCUCAGUGGACUCGAUGGGGGGAGAGUCAUACCCCCGGCCUGGCAGCCACACCAUUGAGUUCUUUGAGAUGUGCGCCAACCUCAUCAAGCUGCUGGCACGAUAACUCUCAGCUUCUCUGACGCCUUGUCUCUCGUUCUUCUCUUUGUUUUUUGCCGUCUCUCUCUCUUCUUGGACUUUCUACCUCCUUGUCUCUUAAUUUUAUCUCUCUUUUUCUCUUGCUCUGUUUCUUUUUCCUCUCUGUAUCUCUCUCUCAGUGUCUUUAGAGCAAUAAGCAUGCAAACAGACAACUCAAGCCUCCAUGCAUCCAACACACGUGAACAAGCUGAUUGGUCUGUUGCACUGAGAUGAUCAAUUUCAGCCUGUUUGAUUGGUGGACACGGAGGGGAAGGCAGAGAUAAGGUGCUAGAGAGAAGGUGGAUGGAGUUGUCUUUCAUGUCGAGACCUCUGAAAGAUUGCUAAGCCACUUUAUAGUAACCAUAGAAUAUUCUUUUAGAGAUUGUUUUACAGUUCUUUACUUAUGGGUUUGUUUGACAGCCCAUGGUUUCCUUACAGAGAGUAAGGCGUAUUGAGAUGUCUGUGCAUUUAAAUGUCAGAGUUAUACACUGAGCUAGCUGUACUGUACACAAUGGCACCACGAGAGAGUGAAUAAGGCGGAAAGUACUUUUGCACAGGUUUUCUUCACACGUUUCUGUUGGCCAUUGUUAUAAUAGGCAAGCAAUUCUAAAAACGGGCCAUCUUAAUGAGCAAACCCCUGACAGGAGGUGCCAACUUGGUGAGGUGGGGGUGAAUUAAUUAGUGGGCCAAUCUUAACUUGUUUAUCCUGAGGAAGUGCAAUGACCCUGUCUUUUGCUGUUUUCAUAGAUGGGGGGGGGAAGUACUUCAUUUUUCUCAUUUUCUUUUUUUGUGAUGUUUCACUGAUUUUUAGGAGCAGGCCCUGAUAUUUUUUUCCAUUUGUCACAUGUUAGCAUAUUUCUUUCCAUUGCUCACAUUUUACAUAUAUAAAUAUAAGUAUAUACAGAAUAAAAGUAAUGCAUUUGGAUAUAUAUUUAUCAGUGCUUUAAAUGGGAUGGUAGUUUAUAUUGAGAUAAUUAUACUGGACUGAAAGUUUUUUUUUAAAGAAGUGUUGAUUGUCACUGUAUGAUGUUUUAUUCCAUACACUGCUUUAUCCAUUUUUUAAACCUUUGAUUGCAGUUGUUUUACAAAACCAGAUCUGCUUGAAAAAUUAGUAUACAAAUUGACUGAAUUCAGCUUGUAUUAUUUCAUUUUUCAAAAGGUCCUGAGAACUAAAACAUGUCUUAAACAGAACAUUGGCAGUAGUGUGUUCUUUGGCUAGAAUGGAUUUUCAUUUUUGUGACUUAACUGCUGUAAAAUGCUUUGUUUAUAGUGUUGGUACAGAAUUAAAAACAGACACCUAUGAGCUACCUUAGCUGUUUUCGUCAAUAAGAAUUUUCCACAAGCAAUGAUAGAAAUGAUUGACAGAUUGACAAGUCCCCAUCCCCAAAACAAUUGAGCAAAAAUGAGGGCAUUGCUACAGCAGUUUCAGUACUUAAAAAUGCAGUUUUUACACUGCAUGCUCUGAAACUUGGCUAAAAGUGGCCCUUUAAGUGGCCUGUUGCUAUUGAUACAUUAAAAUUCUUUGCCACAACCGAAACCAAAAUUCUGGACAUGCUGGGCUGAAAACCAAAACUAAAAAAAAAUUAUUAUGUUUUUAUUAUUGAUAAAAUUAUAUUAAAAUUAUUUAAUGUAUAUUAGAUUUGGACACUUAGACCUGUUUAAUCUUUUUUCUGGAUUUUUUUUCUCUUUUCGCUGGUUAAAUUUUUGCUGCCUCCCUAUCUGUUACUGUCGGCAUGAGUCUAGUUUAGGCUAAAGGUGAUUAUCAAGUGUCCAACCAAACGUUUAAUUGCAAAAAUAUUUAAUGCAAUAUUUCCUAGAGCACUGAUUUAAUCAUUACUGAAUAGACAAGAAGAUGUUUUGUAAUUAUUUGUUCAUGGCCAUGUGAAUAUAUGCUUGGCAUUUUGAAAUUGAACAUCCAUAUGAGCUUCAAUUCUGCUCUUUUCCCUGUGCCCUAAUGCCCUAAUGAGAAAUAAAUUUUGACUAUCAAAUUUUCCUGGGGUGGGCUAUAUAGUUGCUUAUUUUUGCAGAGCUUCAUAGUGCAUAGCCUGUUCUUUACAUGUUUCUUUUCUCAGGUCAAAUAUGUCAUUAAAGUGAUGCUCUCCAUUAAAAUAAAAUGGGGAAAGACAGACCUUUACCUAAAAAUAGCAUCAUAUGAUUCAAGCAUACCACAAAAAGAUCCCCAAACUGCUUUACAUUUGUAAACUAAUACAAAACUGGACCAUCUGGCAUGGACCAUCAUAUUACUCAGGCCUGCUAGUAUCUGAGGAGAAAUGUAUGCAGUGUGUAAAGAGCCUGGUACGUAAAUGCAUUUAAAUGCUUUUCAACAUAGAAAAAAAACAUUCUAGUAUCUUGCAUCUCACAAGGUUUACUUGAACAACAUGUCUUAAGUCGUUUCCACAAACAUGGAAUAUUAGAUAGGUCUGAAGCCUAAUUAGGAGUUUAACCCAAAAUAAUCAUUUGCUUUAUGUAUUGCUUUGAUUGACAUACCACAGUUAGUAUAUGUUUAACUAAGAAAGUUAAAUGGUAUCUCCAUUGCAUGGGGGGCCUAUAGGACAGCACUGACCUGAAAGAUGGUAAAAUUCAUGGUUCAUAAAGCCAUUAUGGUGAUAUGGCAUAUCUGAUAGCCUUGAUGUGCUGAAGUGAAGAAAAUGGCACUGGCAUGACCCUAAAGGCAUGACAGAGCAUAUCAAGGUGACCCGUGGCAGUAAUUCCUCUGUGCUUUUAGUAAUAAUUUCAACCAGUUUUCCCACUAAAUGACUUUUGUGCUGAAGAUCAGUUGCAAUAAACCCAUGAAUGUCACACGUGCAAGUAAGAGAAUUAUAACAAACCAAGCAUAUUUGAUUUUUUGGUUACUUUUUCUAACAUUUUUUUUUGCAAAAGGAGAAUCGUACCACUAGCAGUGUGUGGUUAAAGAAGUAACCUAUUAGGUGUCUGUAUGUGUACGGCCUGUGAUUCCUGAUGUAGCACAUUAUUAACAUCUCCACACGCUGCAUUUGCUGUGUCAUGUGGUGCCCGGGUGGAGAAUAUCUGGUGUUUUUGUGUUAACUGCUUCAAAGAAACUUUGUUGAACAUUUGAUGAGGUUUGUGGAAAGGGACCCGGUUUUUCAGGUUGGCCAAUGUCAAUUUCCUGAUUGUAUUUAAAGAACAUUUUACACACAACUGCCUAAUAAACUGCUAAAUGGCAUCAGCCA
Molecule: messenger RNA, 5027 nt
Organism: Colossoma macropomum (tambaqui)
Lineage: Eukaryota; Metazoa; Chordata; Actinopteri; Characiformes; Serrasalmidae
Gene: prkaa1
Product: protein kinase, AMP-activated, alpha 1 catalytic subunit
Exons: 10
Coding region: 104-1825 (573 amino acids)
Biological process (GO): protein phosphorylation; intracellular signal transduction
Cellular component (GO): cytoplasm
Molecular function (GO): protein serine/threonine kinase activity; ATP binding
Source: RefSeq, a predicted model, not a curated record